AUGCCUCCACGCUCAAGUAGGCGACUUCAUCCUGUCGUUUCAGAAGCACCCGUCCCCGUCCACCACACGCCCGGAGCCACGGGACCUCUUCUGGAAUCGAACUACGGCGCAGAACGCAGGCCACUGCGCUGUUCGCAGGAGCAGCCGCACCCACCACCAGCGCGCAGCAGCGGCGGUGGCGGUAGCCGCCACUCGUCGUCCCAACAGCAGCAGCAGCAGGCAGCGGCCGCCGCGGCCAACGAGGUGCGCACCGUGCUCCUCUACGGCGUGCCCAUCGUGGCGCUGGUGAUCGAGGGCCAGGAGCGGCUCAGCCUGGCGCAGAUCUCCAACACGCUGCUCAAGGACUACUCGUACAACGAGAUCCACAACCGCCGCGUGGCGCUGGGCAUCACCUGCGUCCAGUGCACGCCCGUGCAGCUGGAGCUGCUGCGGCGAGCGGGCGCCAUGCCGGUCUCGUCGCGGCGCUGCGGCAUGAUCACCAAGCGCGAGGCCGAGCGGCUCUGCAAGUCCUUCCUGACGGACACGCCGCCGCCGAAGCUGCCCGAAAACUUCGCCUUCGACGUGACCCACCAGUGCGCCUGGGGCUGCCGGGGCAGCUUCGUGCCGGCGCGCUACAACUCGUCGCGCGCAAAGUGCAUCAAGUGCGCCUACUGCUCGCUCUUCUUCAGCCCGAACAAGUUCAUCUUCCACUCGCACCGACUGCCGGACUCCAAGUACGUGCAACCGGACGCAGCAAACUUCAACUCCUGGCGGAGGCACAUCAAGCUCAGUGGGACUCCUCCGGAGGACGUCAGCUACGCCUGGGAGGACGUCAAGGCCAUGUUCAACGGGGGCUCGAGGCGACGCGUGGCCGUAUCUUCUUCUUCCUCGUCCUCUUCCUCGGCCUCCAAGAGGGCGCGCUCCUCGGCCGGCGACAGGGACUCUCUCCAGGCGCCGAAGCCGCAGCCUCAGCCGGUGACCGCCCCGCCGGCGCCCUACUUUCCGGUGCUGCCUCUGUCGAGCGGCGCUCCGGCAGCGCUCUUCCCGCCGCCGCUGCUGUGCCUGAGCGGCAGCAAGGCGACCGGCGGCGGAGCACCGGUGUUCGGCGACUACGUCUGGAUGGGCGGCGGCGGCGCCAAGCCGUACGGCGCGGCCGCCCUAUGGCCUCCGCCGCCGCCGCCGCCAGGACCGCCGAGGCUGCUGGCCGCCGAGCCGGCCUUCGCGUCUUCGCUGGCCGACGACGCGCCGCCGGCCGCCCUGCUGGGAGGCCUGGGGGGCGGCGCGCCGCCGCUGUCCUACGCGUCCGCCUUCAGGCCCGUGGCCGGCACGGCCGUGGGCCGCGUCGCCAGGUCUCCCACGCUGCGGUCUUCGACACCCGCAUGCGACACGACCACGGACCCGAGCCGUGCCGCCUCGGGUGGCGGUGCGACGGGUGCGGCGGCGGGCUCCGAGGCCAGCGACGGGGCGCGCUCCGAGGACGAGGACGAGGACAGCUUUCACGGCGAGGUGGACGUCACCGACACCAGCAGUGACGACGGCCGCACGCUGGUGGCCGCCGCCGCGCCGGCGCACACCAGCUCGUCGGCACCGCCAAGCCCAGCGGCUUCGGAGACGGCGGCCGAGAGUCGAGCGGACGGUGGCCACACGCCGGUGCCGGACACCAGUGACGCUGGUAUCGCCAACAAGCAGGACGAAGAGACGAACAAGCGCGACGCUGAGCCAGAGAACGCCGUGACGUCCGUGGUGCAGCUGAUCAAGGAAGAGUGCCGGAAGCGAGACGCCCUCGAGGCGUCGCCAUAUUCGGAAACGCAAACCUUCGACCACUCUUUGGAUCCUUCGAGCAUAUUCACACUUAGCAAAGAUGAGCUACGGGACGUACUGCUGAGAGAAGCACAAGCCAGGAAAAAAGUGGAAAGAGAGUGUCGCCUCAUGCGAGAAACGUUCGAGGAGCAAGUGCAGAAAGAGGUCGCGUACCGCGAAGAACUCACCAAGCAGUUGCAAGUCGUGCGAGACGCCCUGUGCCAGGAACUGGACCAGGAACGGAAGGCUAGAUUCGCUGUUCAAGCCAAGCUGAAAGAGCUUUCCCUGCACUACCAGCAGAUGCAGCAGCGAAGCAUUAUUGCCGGUAAGCAGUGGAGCUGGCAAUGCUUACGUCCGCGAGCUGAACCCAGGCGGCAGUUGUCCCUGACAGCCCGUCUUCUCCCGCGUUCCGCAGACACGCACGACACGAUGCAGCAUCUCGCGUGCAAGAUGCUGGGCGCCAGGCACUGCGCCGAGUGCAGCUACAAGGCGGAGUGACGGAGCCAAGGCCUCGCGCAAGACUUCAUCGCGACAGAGCUGCAACGAUGAUGGACUGCGACCCGCUUGUGCCGAUCGCUGCAGCGGUGGUCGACGACAGCAGCACGAUGCCAGCGUGUGCCAUCGCUCCCGCACUUCGCAUUGGAGGAGAACGCUGCGCGGCGUGGUCCGCUUCCGAGCGGCCAUUCAAGUCGCGUACUGUCCGUCGUGGCUGCGUUAUGAGCGCCCUAUCCUGACCCUCAAGAUGAACGUGCACGCUUUAUUCAGUGUCGGGCACCUAAACAAACAAAAGCGUGCCACACAUUUAGUUUUAUCCUCGGGCCAACUUAGAGACGAGGCUGUAGAGACAAGCUCAGUUCAAACGCGUCAACACGUCCCGUAAUGUUAGCCCUUCUCUCUAUUUUUUGGCCUUUGUUCAACAUUGAUGAAUUUGCAGUGGUUACCAUGUCCCGGUAUUCAUAAAGCACGCGCAACCAGUAAAUCUAAGUGGCAUACUGGCUUGCUCCAGCAGUGUGUCGACGCACUUAGCUUUGCCGUGUGGACCCCGACUCAAUACACAGGAAAGAUAAACACGUUUACAAAACAACCAACUAUACGGCUAACAAGCAUAACUCCUUGCUCCUAUCGCCUCUUUGGCUCGAACCUUGACGGCACGGUGAUUCUGUGUCCGAACGGAGACUAUGUCCGAACGCACAGUUCUAGUAGAGUUUGCAUCGUGCAUUCCUAACGUUUCACAACUAAGGCGCCGGCUCCACGACGACGAAGGUUGCAUUGGCGGAAAGCAUUAGAAAAAGUUUCUUUUCUCUUGGACGUUCGAAACUUCUAUCCAUUACGGAGACGACAAGCCAAGCAGAGCUUUCGCCAACCUUUAAAGCUUUCUCAAGUUGCAAAGGUUGACGCCAGUUUGUAUGAUACGUAUUUGAUUGCGGGAAACGGCGUUAGCGCAGACGCCUUCGUUGUCCGAUAAUGUUUUCUCGGAUCUGAAAGAUAUACUGAUGGCCAGUGAAAUGUGGGUGCGACGUUUGUGAUGAAAACGAUGAUAAAAACGCUGUUGUCAUCAGCAACGCUUCUACUGUGUGAGAGAAAAGGGAAAAUUGAAGGAAAGGCGUA
Molecule: messenger RNA, 3387 nt
Organism: Dermacentor albipictus
Lineage: Eukaryota; Metazoa; Arthropoda; Arachnida; Ixodida; Ixodidae
Source: RefSeq, a predicted model, not a curated record